AUGAAUGAUAAUGAAGAACAUAUAGAAGAUAAUAUAGGAGAAGACAUCUUUAGAGGAGAAUUUGAUAAAGCAAUGGAAGAAUUAAAAAACAAUAAAGCUCCAGGGAUAGAUGAAAUACCGGCAGAACUAUUGAAAAACUGUGGUGAGAAAGCAAAAGACGUACUCUUCAAAAUCAUAUCGAGCAUGUACAAAACUGGCCAAAUACCAAGUGAUUUCACAAAAUGUCUCAUAAUUCCAAUCCCAAAAAAAGCAAGAGCCCAAACAUGUGAACAAUACCGAACUCUAAGUUUAAUAUCUCAUGCAUCUAAAGUGCUCACCCGCAUCAUCAUGAGAAGAACAGAAACUAAAAUCGAAGGAAGUUUAACAGACAACCAAUUUGGCUUUAGAAGAGGUAUGGGAACUCUAGAAGCCAUCUUAUCAUUAAGGCAGAUAAUUGACAAGAUGAACAGGAAAGGAAAAACUACUUUUAUAUCAUUUGUAGACCUUGAAAAGGCCUUUGAUANAAUUCAUAGUUUGUAUAAGAACGAGAUAGGAGUAAUCAAAAGUGGAGCAAGUGAAGAAGAAGCCAAAAUUAUGAAAGGUGUCUGUCAGGGAUGCUCACUGUCACCAUAA
Molecule: messenger RNA, 612 nt
Organism: Cinara cedri
Lineage: Eukaryota; Metazoa; Arthropoda; Insecta; Hemiptera; Aphididae
Source: the annotation of a GenBank genome assembly